AUGGUUAACCUUAGCCACGCGAGGAAUCUCCUCAUGCAGCUGAGGAAGGGAUGCCAGCACCCGUACCUAUGCGAGCCCGAGCUGGAGAACAUGGAGCUCUCAGAAGAGGAACAGCACAAACGCCUCGUUGAUGGCAGCGGCAAGCUCCUCUUCCUCAAACAACUGCUCCCACGCCUCAAGGCAAGAGGUCACCGUAUCCUCCUCUUCAGCCAGUUCAAGAUAGCACUGGAUCGAGUCGAGGACUUCCUGUGGGGCGAAGGCUACAAGUAUCUGCGACUCGAUGGUGAGGUCGCCCAGGCAACACGUCAAAAGGACAUGGACAAGUUCAAUGCGCCAGACUCGGACUACUUCAUCUUCCUCCUCACCACCCGCGCUGGUGGUGUAGGUAUCAACCUCGCAUCGGCCGAUACUGUGAUCCUCUUCGACCCAGACUUCAAUCCCCAGAUGGACCUUCAGGCAAUCUCGCGCAGCCACCGUUAUGGACAGACCAAACCAGUGCUGGUGUUCAAACUUAUGACCGAGAACUCCGUUGAAGAAAAGAUGAUCAACAUGGGCAAGCGCAAGCUGGUCCUCGACCACCUCGUCGUCCAGAAGAUGAACGAUGAGAAGGAGGAAGGCGAGGUCGACAACCUCAUCCUCUUUGGCGCGGAGGAGAUUAGCAAGAUGGCCGAUGACGACUCGACGGCCCACCUCUGGACGCCUCAAGAGAUCGACACGCUGAUCGAAGGCGCUGAACAGGAAGCGAAGGAACAAGCGGCCGAGCUCGAGGCCCAACGCGCAGCCAAGGAUGCGAGGGAAGGCUCAGAGGAAAACGAAAGCGAACGCAAGCAGGGCGGGUUCGCCUUUGCACGCAUCUGGGAGACCAAAACGGGCGGACUCAAAGACGCCGAUGAGGAGGAGACCGACGUCCCGGAUUUCGACGACAACAGCUGGGCUCAGUUUCUCAAACACGCCGAGGAGGCAGAGGCUAUCCAGGCGGCUAAAGAGCUUGAGCUGGGCCCUCGUAAACGUGCAGCUGCUCGCAAGGCCGUCAACUACAAUAUUGAUAAUGACCCGUUGACUUUGGCUGAGAAAAGGCGGCCGAAGAAGGGCAAGGGAAAAGACAAGCACAAGUCGGCCAGCAUCAUCGUCGAUUCCGACACCGACUUCGCCCCCGCUGCCACCUCUGAUGGUGACGAUGACGACGACCUCAUUGAUGACUCGGUACCGGAGAACCUCGCAGACCUCAGUGUCGACGAGAGACACUUCCUUGGAACGACCGUCACUGGAAGGGUCAAGCUCACAAACCACGAGCGCUACCUCCUGACCCGGUACCGUCUGCAACAACAAGCGGCUGCAACGCCCGGCAUCCAGCCGCAGGAGGGCGAGGCCGGACCAGGACCAUCUACCACUCAACACAAGGCGAAUGAUGUUCCCGUGGUCUCUCCGCAACUACAGCCUUCGAACGCCCUGGUACACGUCCCUGCUCCACAACCUGUUGGCCCAAUGGCAAAUGGACGCGCUGUGGUCCAUCAACCUGAGCAACGGCCCCAGCCCCACUGGCCUAUGGAGCCACGACCUGUUCUGCCAGGACCCCACCCAGCCAACCCACCAGCCAUGGACGACCCCGCGGUUUGGGUGGCAUCCGCACGCGACACUCUGAGAAUGAUGCGCGAACUGUUGAAGGAUCUGCCGAACCUGCUCCGGGAGUGGAACAGGGUGCUCUAUGUCGACAAUGACUGGAGACAGCGCAUCAUGACCUAUGACAAUUUGGCCAUGUGGGCCGACAACCAGUUGGCCGCCCGCCGUCUAAACCCCCACUUUACAAUCCCCCAGGUCCGCCAGACAGUCGAGCUCCGCAGCCUCGUCCAGCCGUUGCCGAUCCUCCCCCCCAACACCCUCCCCAACACCCUCCCCAACACCCUCCCCAACGUCCUCUUCAAAUUGCACAACCACCUGUUCAACACCGACCUGCUCAGCAACCUGUUCAGCACCCUGCUCAGCGACCUAUUCAGCAACCUGUUCAGCAACCUGAUCAGCAACCUGCUCAGCAACCUGUUCAGCAACCUGUUCAGCAACCUGUUCAACAACCUGCACAACGGCUGCCCGUCCAGCAGAACCAACGGUGUCGCUGCUCCUCUGGUGAACGGCGCGGCCUCCUCUGCGGCCGCUGCUGCUUCUGCUUUGCCCUCGUCUGCACCAUCACCACGACACCAGUCGGGAACCUCUACUCCUCGUGCGGCUAUUCCUUUAUCCGAUAAAACGCCGCGUCCCAGCCUCGCUCAACCUCAGCCAGAGUCUUCUACCCACGUUCUCCAGUUGGGAGACUCGUCCAGGUUCCACCCCGGCACUGCGACAGCCAUGGCCAACGAGUUGUCCGAGAUCCCAUGUUACUGGUGCCAGCAGAACCACACCUUGGUUGAAUGCCCGCAGCUGACACCUCUCAACGAGCUCGAGACAAUUGAAAAGCAGAUCCGUGCCACCGUCCUUGAGAAGGAAGAACAGGAGAAGGGCUUGAUGGCAAUCACGCUCAUGGUCAACGCCCACACCGAACGCUACAGGCGUGAGCGUGAGAAGAACGCCCCCAAGCGUCGCCGGUCCACCAAGGGAACUACCAACGGCGACGCAAUCGUAAUCGACAGCGACUCGGAUCCUUCCAAGAAACGUCACAAAGCCAACCGCCAGGACGACGACGAUGUUCAGGGGUGCAUUAUCUGUGGCAGUGCAAAGUUGCACAUUGCCGCACGCUGCCCCGUCGUCCUGGCUGGAGCUGAGAGCAUUGAGGACCCAGACGAGCCUGUGUGGGCCAUCUUGAGCACCCUCCACAGGGCGCGACUCACUGGCAAGGCUGCCCGAAGUCUGCCCAAGUGCCCCUACUGCGGAGGAUCAUGUGGGAUGACGGUGCGCCAAUGCGCCGAGGCUCGCGGUUCGCGCAAGGACCUCAAGCACAAGAUUCGUGACUUGGAAAAGCCCCUCGGCGAACUGGAACGCAACCUCGCCGACUUGAAGAACCUCCAAAAGUCGUUCGCAGCCCAAGGUGGAAGCAGUAAUACCGACAUUCAGAGGAGGCAGAGUGUGGCGACCGACAUCCAACGCGUCGAAGGACACCUCCAGCGCGUCCACGCCGCCGUGGACCCCCUGUACGAAGCGUAUUUAGAGGGCAAGCCUGCCGACGCCUCGUGA
Apiotrichum porosum is the source of this 3162-nucleotide messenger RNA. RefSeq lists its product as uncharacterized. Gene Ontology annotation, molecular function: DNA binding; ATP-dependent chromatin remodeler activity; chromatin binding. Gene Ontology annotation, biological process: chromatin remodeling; negative regulation of transcription by RNA polymerase II. NCBI's taxonomy places the organism in Eukaryota, Fungi, Basidiomycota, Tremellomycetes, Trichosporonales, Trichosporonaceae. Bases 1 to 3162 code for a protein of 1053 amino acids. Gene Ontology annotation, cellular component: chromatin; nucleus. The record is from RefSeq and is a predicted model, not a curated record. The transcript has 11 exons.